AUGGGGUCUGAUACAAUUCGGUUCAUCAUCUUCAUGGUUUCUUUAUCGUUGUUAUCGUCGAUAGUCUGUGGCAGCUCGGUUAGAUAUGAUCCGAAGGAAUUGAACGCUUUGUUUCGAUAUUACGCGAAUCGGACAUUGUCGAAUCAUCGUCGUGCAGGUACAUUAAGCCAAGUUUCACUUCCUUCUAAUGUCUCUGGCAUGGAGGUUUCUGUUGUUAGACUACGUAGUAGUAAUUUAUGGGGCAGAGGUAUCGAUUCUAAAUAUGUUAAGAUCCCACCUAGUGUUAGGACAUUGCCGUACGUUAAAAGAUUAGCUAUAGUUUAUGAUAACCUGGGAAAUUGGUCUUCCAAAUAUUAUCACGUACCGGGGCAUUCGUUAGUCUCUCCGGUUAUUGGCUUCGAGGUUUACAAUUACACAGAUUUAAUGGUUGGAAAUUCGACAUUAAACGUCACCGGGGGGUCCAUUUCGAUUCGGUUUCCUUAUUUAAAGACAAAAGAGAAUAAUCUGACACGACUUAAAUGUGUUAGAUUUCGGAAUAACGGGUCGGUCGAGUUCAAAAAUGUGACGGAGAGAGAUGUUUGCGUGACAGAAAGUACAGGGCAUUUUUGUGCCGUGAUACCGUAUUCAUCUCCGCCUCCGCCUCUGCCUUUGUCACCAUCGAUGCCUGAAAAGAACAUGAGCAUUUGGAAAUGGUGGGUGAUAGAGUUUGCCCUUGGAGCCGUCGGGCUAGUGGUUUCGGUUUCGGUGGGAGUGACGGUGUUGAGAUGGUGGAGAAAGAGGAAGAUAAAAGAUACGGAGAAGGAAUCCGAUUCAUCAGUGGCAUUGGAUACGCUUUGGGUUAGGGAAGAUCAUAAAAUGCCUUGUGCAUCAAUGAUCAGAACACAGCCAGCACUUGAGCAUGAUUAUGCUCCUUGACCCUCGCAUUCUUUCCUGAAUUCUUAAUAUCUUCCCAUUGUU
Hibiscus syriacus is the source of this 957-nucleotide messenger RNA. RefSeq lists its product as uncharacterized. NCBI's taxonomy places the organism in Eukaryota, Viridiplantae, Streptophyta, Magnoliopsida, Malvales, Malvaceae. Bases 1 to 915 code for a protein of 304 amino acids. The record is from RefSeq and is a predicted model, not a curated record. Gene Ontology annotation, cellular component: membrane. The transcript has a single exon.